Molecule: messenger RNA, 1248 nt
Organism: Symbiodinium sp. CCMP2456
Lineage: Eukaryota; Dinophyceae; Suessiales; Symbiodiniaceae
Source: the annotation of a GenBank genome assembly
AUGGUGCUAGAGGAUGGAUUCGAAAAUGAGAGCCUCGUGGACGGCAAUGCAGGGCAUAUGGAGGUGGAGCCUUCGUCGUACUGGCGCCGAUUUCGACCCGGCUGGCGCACCGGCAUCCUGCUCUUCAGUGCACUGAUGGUCUGCGUGGCUUUUACCCCCCGCUGUCUGAAGUCCAUGCACUUCCUGGAAGGGCUUCUUCCAGAUGGAUUUCGAUCUCUUGAGGUGGAAUUUGGGCAUUCCAAGGAGCUGCCGCUGGUUGAGCUUGGUCAUAUCAGCAAGGCCGCAGGCAAGGUGCUGUGUGUGGUGGAUGUCGCACAGAGUGUUGGGCGCGUCCUGCUGCUUGGCAAUUCCAUCGCCGCAAUCACGAUCAACUGCGAUUUUGGGCGCAUCAAAAGAGUAAAUAAGCGCCCAGUGACUCAGGAUGAGCGACAGAUAUGUGCGAUCACUAUCAUUGGCGCAAUGGUGAACACCGCACUUGGUCUCGGUGCUGCCUCGUCCUCCGUGUCGACAUGUUCUGGGUCAUUGAAUGUUCCGGCGAAUUGUGCUGCGAACAUCAAUGGCUUCAUAGGCAACGUGCUCGUGUUGGCUGGGACGGCCAUGUCUGCAGAUCUCAGCUGCCCACGGAAUCCGGAAGACACAGUGAAUCGGGAGAAAGCCAGAAUCGAGCAAGCGAAAGAGGCCGCGCAGGAAGCCGCUCGAAAAUGGUUGAGGAAUGCCGGACAGGACGUCUCGCAUCUGCCAGCACCUCCAGCUGCGAUUCCAGCUGACACAGUAUAUCGCCAGAUCGAUCGCUGUGUUGGCCAUCUAGACCUGGCGACCACGUUUGUAAUGAAAGCUGGUGUCAUUAUUGCAGAUAGCACCAUGCACUGUGCCGCUGACUACAUCGAGGAUUCCGACGACGAGCGUGUCUGUGCGAUAGACAUCAUCGGCCUCACUGGUGUGCUCAGUUUGGCUACACGCUUCUACUCCCUGGCGGCGAACAGCUGCAUUGCAAUCGUUGGCCGCCUUGGAAGUUUCGAUGCAAGUUGUUCGGCGGACUGUGCGGGGAUCAUAGCAGGCGUCACCGCGUCGACCGCACCCGCCAUGAACCUGCAGGCUGCAUGCCACAAAGCGUUUGAGAUGUGGAACCCCGAUGAGUGGCCAAAGAACGAGUUCGUCCGGCAGAGUGGCUCCAAGCAGGGCUAUACCAAGACGGCUAUAUCACGAAUGCGUGCUGCUUACGGCGACAUCAUCGUGCCGAGUCCGUGA